Messenger RNA from Ooceraea biroi (clonal raider ant), 2892 nucleotides. RefSeq names its product zinc finger protein 436. The record is from RefSeq and is a predicted model, not a curated record. Lineage: Eukaryota; Metazoa; Arthropoda; Insecta; Hymenoptera; Formicidae.
CUCUUUUUGCGAAAUACAAUCAAGGAAAUUAUACUCGUUUGUUUAAUUGUUUAAUAAACUUAAUGAAAUGCGCGCGCAGCAUCAUACACCUGCAUGGCUCCCAUCAGGAUCUCGUAAGCGUCUGUAAGCGAGUCGUAUAAUGCUACAGGCAAACGAUAGAAAGUUUCAUCAUUAGUCUCUGCGUUCCACAAGAAGAAUGGAUUCUCUCUGUCGCAUUUAGGUCUCGAUUUAUCACAACAUAUUUCAAUACUCCGUGCAAGCAAUCCCGCAACACGGCAAUCGCCAGCGGCGCGUCUCCGCAAGAGGGCGCGCGUCGCGCAACGCCUUUAACGGAACGGAUUCCGGAUUCAUGUUCCGCGUCGACAGUCGUCGGAAGGUGAAAAGAACGCGGCUCGGUACACUGUUGAAGAACUUUGUGCGUCGCCAUUUUCAGGAUCGUCGACGGCGUUGUUUGGCGAUCGCCAAACAGGCGUGAAGGCGGUUCUUCAGGGAGUUCUUCACACAGCUGCUUCUCGCUCUCGCUGCCAAUCGUCCGUACCGGGAAACGAAAAUUUCAAGAAAAAUGACUGCUGACUCCGAUAAAGAUUGCACACAUUGCUUAGUGUGCAAUAGCAAGGUCGGAGUAUCUACCAGAAAUAGUGUACGUAUUUUCAACGAUUCCAUCGUAACUACAUCCGAAAAGCCCCUUGCAGACAUCAUAGCAGCUGUUCUCGAAAUAGACGUCAAUGAGGAAUGUGUCCAUUCUCUCGUUAUUUGUAAAAAAUGCUUCAAAUUAUUCAACGAGGUGGAUGAAAUCGAGAACAGAUUAGCGGAACUGAAGCUGGAGCUAUUUAACAACUACAGAAGCACAGUGAAAAAACUGACCGACAUGUUUCAGAACGAAGAAGAAUAUAAUGAUCACGAUUAUACAGAGAAUGCAGAAAGUCAAAGCACAAUAGUAGAAGAUGCGGAAGAUGACAAGAAGCUGGAAGAGAGUAAGCAAGAAGAGGAGGAGGAACUGCUCAUAGAAUCGGAAGAGGUAUUGCUCAGAGUCGACGAGCUGAGCGAGUUGAGUAACGCCGAUAAAAAGCCGAAGAAGAGCAAAGUUAAGGUCGAACCUUCUCCAGAAUAUAAAGUUGUACUUAGGGACGAAUCUACAUACAGUUGCUUGUUGUGUCCAGACGACGAAACGAAAGUCACGGGCGAUGCUAAGACCAUUAUAGCACACAUGAAAAGCGUGCACGAUGCCCGUCUGUACAUCUGCGACGUGUGUGGACAGGAUUUCAGAAAGCGAAACGAACUGUCCUCGCACCUCGACGAUCACGUCGCGAAAGAGGAGGGGGACUUCCAGUGCGAGAUAUGUAAUCGUAUAUUUGGCAAUCUGCGACUGUUCCGAAUUCACAAAAGAAUACAUUAUCCGCAGGUGAAGUCGUGGUCUUGCGAAACGUGCGGCAAGAAAUACAGUUCCAAGAAUUUAUUAGAGGGACACACCAACACGCACACAGGCGUUCGCCCGUACGUGUGCGAGAUCUGCGGCAAAAAUUUCACGUCCAAGUACACGUACAAGGCGCACGUGAAGACACACGAGGUGCGACCACGAUUGUUUGAAUGCACUCAGUGCAACAAGACAUUCCUGAGACAACAAAAUCUGAAUCAGCACGAGCGAACGCAUGGCCUGAGGGAAUACGUGUGCCACCAGUGUGGCAAAACUUUCGGUUCGUUACACAAUUUGGAGGCUCAUAAUAUAGUGCACACCGGAUACAAGCCCUAUAUAUGCAAAAUAUGUGGUAAGGCAUUCGCGCGCAAAGCGGAAAUACGCGAUCACGAGCGAAUUCACACAGGUGAGAAACCGUAUCAGUGCGAAUUCUGUGGAGCAACAUUUAGCCAAAGAUCGAAUCUGCAGUCGCACAAGCGAGCUACACAUUAUAACGACAAACGUUACAAGUGUGACGAGUGUGGGAAGUGUUUCAAGAGAAGGAGACUACUCGAUUAUCACAUAAAGGCUGCGCAUACUGGUGAAAGACCGUACAAAUGCAAGGAAUGCACAGCUACGUUCGUCUAUCCCGAGCAUUUCAAGAAGCACGGGCGUAUACAUACAGGCGAGAAACCAUACAAAUGCGAGGUCUGCGAUAAGGCAUUUAACAGUAGAGACAACAGGAACGCGCAUAGAUUUAUACACAGCGACAAGAAGCCGUAUGAAUGUUUGGUAUGCGGUAUGGGCUUUAUGAGAAAACCGUUGCUUUACGCGCAUAUGCAGACUCAGGGCCACUUGAAUGACACUAUAAUAGUGAAUCAGCCGCGAUUGACAACGGAGGAAGAUCACAUAAUAACGAUUCCCAAUAAUGACAGCAACUUACUCAUACCGGAGGAAACCGGUAAUGAACAGCUGGACGAAACUGGACUGUACGUGACCGAGGAUCACGUAAUUAUACAACAGGAGGGCGAAGAUCAGAUAUAUAACGAGGAAGACGUCGUGCUGAAUAUACCCGCGGAAGAAGCUGUGGGCGGCGAGGUGGAUCUCGUUGUCGAGGAUCAGAUAAAUUUCGCAGAGAACGAGGUCGCAGAGUGCAAGACCGAAGUUAUGGACGAAGUGGAAACGGUGUAUACUUAUAACGAGACUGAGGAAGAGGAGAAGAUGAUAGUUGUGCCGACCACGUCCGAGUACAAAGAGAUAGUACAGGACAAGGGCGUACGAUUAGUGCAGAUCAGAUUUCCUGCGACUGUUGAUGGAGAGGGCAGAAGCUGGUUGAGCUUAGUACAAAAUACUUGAAUUUCUUAAGCUAACAGUAUAUGUAAUUUACUAAAAUGUUCCGUGGUUCAUCUCACGGAUAAUCUACAUUACAGAAAGUUGCCAUGUUUUCAUUUUCCAAUGGAUUCUCUAAUACUCUGAUAAUAAAUUUAAAAUAAUGAAUA